AACAGAACACGUAGGGAAGAGUAUUGAUGAAUUCAUAGAACCAUUAUCAAUAUUUAAAGAAGAUUAAUAUCACGGUGGUGGAAGUGAUAUGUUUACAAAUAGACAGGCACUUUCGACAUUGGGAAUAUAAUACAUCAUGAUCACACAUUCGUUUUUUUUAUUUAUAUUUCUGUCUGGGUUAUUCUUUUGGAUCUAUAAAUAUAUCUUUAAUCAUGAUAUGAUUCAGAAUUAUUCGAAUCGAUUGCAUUUACCCAAAUCAAAAAUCAAUGAGUAUAUCGCAUCUGGGUUGAAUUAUAAAUAUAAAUUAAAAAUCCAUCCCUUGGAUAUCGAUAAAGAUGAUGAAGAAGAAGAAGCAGAUAAUAUCGAUGAUAAAAUUCAUAAAUCAUCCCAACCUGAAGAAGGCUCACUAAAGGAGAAGCUCGUAGGAGUUAUAUUCAGUGGGACCAUCACGUUGAGUGUGGUGUUGGUUGUGUUGAUGUUAUGUGAAUUAGUUGAGUAUAUGGAUCAUGAUCUUCGAUUAUCACUAUUCCAUUUCACUAUUGAUUGUUUGAUAUUUUUAUUAACUGUCGUUCAACCAUUUUUGAUUAUAAGUUUAUUUAUUAAUCAAGAUCUCAUACCAAAGUUUCAGAAAACAAAUUAUAUCUCCAUUGGAUUAACUAUACUAUUGUUUUUAGUAUGGUUCUUAGCCUUACAUAAAUGUGGAGAUUUGUCUCGAUCAUUCACUCCAUAUCAACUGACACAAGAUACAUCAAGAUAUUAUAACAAAUCAAUCCUUGAGAAGAAAAUAAAUGAAAUAUCUAUAGCUGGUAUAACCAUCUUAGCCAUUUUAUCAGGAGUAGGAUCAACUUCAACUCCAUUUAAAUUAUUUUCAAUUGAUCAUUUACUUCAUAGAUUCUUUAGUGGAAAGCAAAGAUUUGAAAAAGUUGUUAAGGAAGGAGUUUCAGAAUCAGAUAUUAAUGCAUCUAUACAAUCAUUUAACAAUACCACUCGAUUACUUCGUAAUCGAAAACAAGAUUUGAAUAAAUAUUUAGUGGAACAUAGUGGAACGGUUUAUAAUGAUAACGUAAAUGGAGAUAUUAAUGUUAACGAUAAUAAUCAUAUGCUUAAACAUGAUGGGAAACCUCGAAAACUUGGUAAUAUAGUUCAUAAAGUUCAAUCAUUUGCAAAUAUAUCAUUCAGUGGGAAAGGUGAAGAAGAAGAAUUAAAACGAGAAAUAAAUUCAUUACAUUCGUUAAGAAAUAAUUUAUACAAUGAGACUAUCAAUAUAAUUACCAAAUAUAUUGAUAAUGAGAAUCUAAAAUUAAACACAUUUGAGAAUAAUCUAUUAAAUACAGCUUAUAAAUGGUUUACUUAUGGAUUGGCCGUUUAUUGUAUUUAUAGAAUUAUGAAUGUUUUAUUGAUUAGAUUGCCAUCACAAUUAUUCAUGAAAAAUAACUUAAAUCAAAUCACAUCUGAAUCAAGUUCAAUCAUUGAUGAAGAUCAAACUCAAAAACCAAUCCCACAAACACCAAGUAAAGAUGCCUUAGCUGUAACAUUAUCAAGAAUAGUUUUAUUCACAUUUAGAAAUAUAACUAUUUCUGAAGCUCAAUUAGCAAAUCAAUUAAGUUUUGUCUUAUCGGGAGGAUUAUUCAUCUGUUCAUUUUCAAAUGUCUUAUUAACCUUCAAAUCAUUCACAAGAUUUUUCCCGCCAUCAAGUUCAUCAUCACUGAUAACAAAAAGUUGGUUAAAACAUGUUAUAAUAGCUCAAUUAUUAGGAAUUUACGUUAUAGCAACUGCUUUAUUGAUUAGAACUAAUCUACCAUCGAAUCUAUCUACUCAAAUAUCAAAAAUAUUAUCGUUAUCAGGAAGCUCAAUUAAGAAUGUUAAUGAUUCAUUACGAGAAAUUGAUUUUAUAGAUAAAUGGUUUGAUAAAGUAUUUGGAUUUACAGUAGUGAUCACCAUGUGUCUGCUUAUAAUACGAAAGUAUCUUGAUGAAACAAAUAAUGAUCCAUAUGAUCUAGAUGAAUAUGAUGAAGAAAAUCUUUUAGAAAGACAAUAAGACUAUAGUAUUUUUUGCAAUCAAAUAGCUUAUUUUCAUAUAUAUACAGGAAACAACCCAAAUAAAUGUAAUAUACUUAAACAUACUGAUCUGUAAGACGUAAGAGAGUGCGUACAUUAUGUACCUUCUAUGCAAGGAAAUCAUAACCAAUGUAUGUAUCUUAGACCAAUAUGUCUCCUGUUAAUAAUAGUUUAAAUUUACCAUUGUUGGUUUAAUUCAGUUUGUCACAUGCUACCAAAAAUACGUCAAAAGUCUUUUUUUUCCGCUAACAAUUCAAAAAACUUCAUGUGAAUGAACGAUAACACCACUAAACCCCCACUAGCUAAUUUUUGACCCAAAAGAUUUACCAUACGAUAUUUGA
Molecule: messenger RNA, 2399 nt
Organism: Scheffersomyces coipomensis
Lineage: Eukaryota; Fungi; Ascomycota; Pichiomycetes; Serinales; Debaryomycetaceae
Exons: 1
Coding region: 137-2038 (633 amino acids)
Cellular component (GO): membrane
Source: RefSeq, a predicted model, not a curated record